Molecule: messenger RNA, 2160 nt
Organism: Aspergillus calidoustus
Lineage: Eukaryota; Fungi; Ascomycota; Eurotiomycetes; Eurotiales; Aspergillaceae
Source: the annotation of a GenBank genome assembly
AUGAUCCGCCCGCCAGGGUCUGGUCUGGUCUGGUCUGGUCUGGUCUGGUCUGGUCUGGUCUGGUCUGGUCUUACCGCAAGGCUAACAUCACUAGCCUCGCCCGGGCUGAUUCAGGCUGCGGGAAGAGCCCUUGGGAUUUCCGGGAAGGGCGCUCGAAACAGCGGAUCUCCAGAGGCUGGAGACGACGACAAGAUGGAUGUCGAUGUCGAGGACACUGCACCCCCGGCUGAGGAGGAGUAUCCAGACGUUGACGGUGAGCCGCCGGCUUGGGCAGAGGAUAGGACACCGCUUGGAGACGCGAUUCCCUGGUUUCGGAAAUUUCAGGGCGGUAUGCACACCAAGGACGGAGUACUCUAUGGGGUCCUGAUCAGUGGGGAUGCGGGAGUGCGAUCGUAUAUCGACGAUGAGAUUAUCAUUACUCGAACGGGCGGAGGGAGCGAGAAAGACGCAGAAGGGAAGCUGACCCAGGUUGCGGACCAGAAGGACGACACCGCCAUCUCCAGAUCGGUCAACAAUAGUAUGAAGUUCAAUAUCGCCGUCGGGGUGGUGAUAGGGAAGAAGAACAAGAUUCUCAAACGAAAGCUGCCUCACGCUUUCAAUGUGAUGGACUACUUCCGAGUCGCAUACGUUUGGCACGAGAGGAUCGAUGGCUUUAUUGCCGUCAGGUUUCGUUUGGAGAAGCUGGAUCUGGAAGAGAAGAGCUGGUGGGCAGAGAAAGGGUCGCCUGCACCUCUCAAGACCGGAAGGCGGAAAUACGUCAAGCCCAAUGAACGCAAGUGUGGUGCUUGUAAUCAGACCUAUUAUCGCAUCUAUUACCAAGGGUGGAUGUGCCUCAACACCAGCUGCGGACGCUUUUGGAAACUGCCCGAUGGGACUGAUCCCCCAGUGGACCUGGACUACGAUCAGAAAUGGCUCGACUGGCGCCACGAGGCUGAUGGGAGGGUACAGCCUCACUACUCCCUCGUUCCGGAUUAUAUGUCGGUCAUUGAUGACACCGACCCCAAUUCCACCUACUCGCGCACCUCGUGGAAGAACGGGAUAGUAUGUCCCAAUUGCAAGCAAUGCCUGUCCCGGCGGUUCUGGGAUGGCUGGAGGUGCGACGACUCCUGCGGCUUCAGGAGGGUACUCAGCAUGCAGGCCAUCUCGCUCCGAGCAGUCAUUGAUGACUACGAGGUGGCUCCGAUCAGACGUGCGAUUGUGUUUGACCCUGGGCCCAAGGAGACCGCCCUCAUCGAACCAAAAAUCGAUGAUCUGUACUGCCAGCCUUACAGCAGACUCGUCUACGACCUCCCAGGAGCGGGCACAGUCACCCACUUUGUUGCCAACCGAGAGAUCAACGAGAGACCAAAUGGCCCCAACGACUUGUUCGUCCAGCUGCAGCAGGCUAAUCUGGGCCUGCGCCGCUAUCCAUUAUCCCAAGCAGUGGUUAACGGAACGUUGAAUGCUCAGUUUGCUGUCAACUAUGGUAUGCCGUACGGCUUCGUCGUUGCUGUUGACUCUCUGCCCUUAAGUGAGGCCUGUGACCCGAUCCUCCGAGUCAUGGGUCGUCUGACGUGGGCCACUAGAGAGGCCACGCAAACUGAGGGAAGGACAGCUCUUGUUCCGAACGAGCUUCUCGCCUUGGGCUACUUUGAGGAUAUGGCCAUCAAUUACCACGAUGACGGCGAAGAUACGCUUGGUCCGACCAUUGCCUCCCUCUCGCUCGGCGCCAUGGCUCACAAGAGCUUGCGAAUGAAGUACAAAUACUACAACGGAUUCACCAAGGGCUCAAGGAAGCUCGUGCGUCAUGAUCCGGUUCUUGAGGGUUGCCCCAACCGCGAGUGGCGGUUGGAACUCAAGCAGAAACUGGACAAUGAGGAGCUGACUUGGGCUGCAUACGAGGCGGCGUGGUGGGCAAAGUACAGGGAGACAAAGGGCAGCCCCGCCCGUGAUGCACCGCCGUGUAUCAAGACCCAGCUGCAUCAUGGGGACCUCGUGGUGAUGCAUGGAGACGGGGUACAGAAGUACUACGAGCACCAAGUCGAGCUGGAAAAGGGAGGCGGCGCAAAAUUGCGGUUUGCUCUCACUGCACGACAUGUUCUUCCCGAAAAGAUUGAGGAAAGCGAGUGGCCAAAGGGGCAGUUUAAGUUGACGAAGGAUCAGGUUUAUAAUGGGAACUAG